Patiria miniata (bat star) is the source of this 3520-nucleotide messenger RNA. Its product is annotated as coatomer subunit gamma-2-like. Lineage: Eukaryota; Metazoa; Echinodermata; Asteroidea; Valvatida; Asterinidae. Bases 145 to 2760 code for a protein of 871 amino acids. Gene Ontology annotation, cellular component: COPI vesicle coat; endoplasmic reticulum-Golgi intermediate compartment; Golgi membrane. Gene Ontology annotation, molecular function: structural molecule activity. Gene Ontology annotation, biological process: intracellular protein transport; protein secretion; intra-Golgi vesicle-mediated transport. The record is from RefSeq and is a predicted model, not a curated record. The transcript has 21 exons.
GUUAUUGUGCCAAUUUGUCGAAUGACGUGGAGAAGCCAUACGUGUCUGCUGCUAGCUUGCAUGCCGAAGUUGGCAACUUGGAUUACUAAAUUAGCGAGAUUUCUGAUUAUUUGUUCGUAAGAGGGUGCAGUCUUUGAUAAAACAAUGCAUAUGCUAAGGAGGGACAAGAAAGACGAAGAAGAUGGAGGCUCGUCAAAUCCAUUUCAGAACAUGGAGAAGAGCUCCGUCCUCCAGGAGGCACGUAUCUUCAACGAGACACCUAUCAAACCCAGGAAGUGUUGCCACAUUCUGACCAAGAUCAUGUACAUCUUGAAUCAGGGUGAGCACAUCGGUACAACUGAAGCAACAGAGACCUUCUUUGCCAUGACCAAGCUGUUUCAGUCAAACGAUGUGAUGCUGCGUCGCAUGGUGUAUCUGGUCAUUAAGGAAAUGGCCAACAUUGCCGAAGACGUGAUCAUCGUGACCAGCAGCCUGACUAAAGACAUGACAGGCAAAGAGGACAUGUACCGAGCAGCGGCCAUCCGUGCACUCUGCAAGAUCACCGACACCACUAUGCUGCAGGGGCUGGAGCGUUACAUGAAGCAGGCCAUUGUGGACAAGGUGCACAGCGUCUCCAGCGCAGCCCUAGCAUCAUCCCUGCACUUGCUGAGUCAGAGUCCCGACGUGGUCAAGCGUUGGGUCAACGAAGCCCAAGAGGCGGCCACCAGCGACAACGUGAUGGUCCAGUACCACGCCCUGGGCCUGAUCUAUCACAUCCGCAAGAAUGACCGGCUGGCCAUCACCAAACUGGUGGGCAAGUACACCCGCGGGGGGCUCAAGUCGCCCUAUGCUACUUGCAUGUUGAUUCGUAUUGCAUCAAAGCUCCUUGAAGACGACGAUGCUGGGAAUGAUAGCCCAUUGUUCGAUUUCAUUGAGGGCUGUCUGAGACACAAAAGCGAGAUGGUGAUCUAUGAAGCAGCCCACGCCAUCGUCAACAUGAAGAACACCACAGCUAGGGAGUUAGCCCCGGCCGUCUCUGUCCUACAGCUCUUCCUCAGCUCCCCUAAGCCCACGCUGAGAUUUGCUGCCACCAAGACACUCAACAGGGUCGCCAUGACCCACCCAGCUGCCGUCACCGCCUGCAACCUGGACCUAGAGAACCUGAUCACAGACGUCAACCGCAGCAUCGCCACCUUGGCCAUCACCACCUUACUCAAGACAGGCAGCGAGGGUAGCGUGGAGCGUCUGAUGAAGCAGAUCAGCACCUUCAUGUCGGAGAUCUCGGAUGAGUUCAAGGUGGUGGUGGUGCAGGCAGUGCGUUCCCUCUGCACCAAGUUCCCUCGCAAGCACGGCGUCAUGAUGAGCUUCCUGUCAUCUAUGCUGCGGGAUGAGGGAGGCUUUGAGUACAAGCGUGCCAUCGUGGACAGCGUCAUCGUCAUCAUUGAGGAGAACCCAGAGGCCAAGGAGGCCGGCCUGGCUCACCUGUGUGAGUUCAUCGAGGACUGCGAGCACACCUCCCUGGCUACCCGCAUCCUGCACCUGCUGGGCAGGGAAGGGCCUCGCACCCAGAACCCCUCCAAGUACAUCCGCUUCAUCUUCAAUCGCGUCAUCCUGGAGAGUGCGGCCAUUAGAGCGGCUGCUGUGAGUUCUCUGGCCAAGUUUGGUGCCCACUGUGAGGCUUUGCUGCCCAGUGUGAUUGUUCUGCUCAAGAGGUGUCUGCUUGACGGUGAUGAUGAGGUCCGAGACCGAGCCACUUUUUACCUCCGAGUCCUGGAGCAACAGCAGAAGGCCCUCAACUCGGCUUACAUCCUCAAUGGCCUGUCCGUGUCCAUAGUUGGCCUAGAGAGGGCGCUGCACCACUACACCCUGAGCCCGUCGGAGACACCCUUUGACAUCAAGUCCGUUCCCUUGGAAACACAGCCGAUCACCGAGCAGAAGAAACCAGAUAUGCUGCCCUCUUCCAGGCCUGCGGAAAAGCCCAGCGCUCCAGCCCAAGAGAUUUAUGCAGAACAACUGGCGGCCAUUCCUGAGUUUGCCUCUUUGGGACCUCUUUUCAAAUCCUCCAAGCCGGUUGAGCUGACCGAGUCUGAGACCGAGUACAUGGUCCGAUGCAUCAAGCACACCUUUGCCAAUAACAUCGUGUUCCAGUUUGACUGCACCAACACCUUGAACGAUCAGCUCCUGGAGAACGUGACCGUCCAGAUGGAAUCUGGAGACGGUUUUGAGACAGUUUGCCAGGUGCCCGCAGCCUGCCUCAAGUACAACCAGCCAGGGGUGACUUACACCUGUGUCUCUAUGCCUGAAGAUGCUACUUCUGUAACUGGAACGUUCACCAACACCCUCAAGUUCAUUGUGAAGGACUGCGAUCCUAACACCGGUGAGGCUGAUGAUGACGGCUAUGAGGAUGAGUAUGUGCUGGAAGACAUAGAGAUCACUGUGGCCGACCACGUCCAGCGUGUGAUGAAACCCAACUUCCUAGCCUCCUGGGAGGAAGUUGGAGAGGAUAACGAGGUGGACGAGACCUUCGCCCUGUCGGCUAAAACCCUGGAAGAGGCAGUGAGCAACAUCAUCGGUUUCCUGGGCAUGCAGCCCUGCGAGCGAUCUGACAAGGUGAACGAGGGCAAGAGCUCCCACACCCUAUGCCUGGCUGGGGUCUUCCGUGGGGGUCACGACGCCCUGGUCAGGGCCAAGCUUGUCCUACAAGACACCGUCACCAUGCAGAUUACCGUCCGCAGCACCGACCCGACCGUUAGCGAGGUCAUCUCAUGCGCUGUGGGUUAAAGGUUAAAUGUUAAAGGUCAAAUGUUAAAGGUCAACCUGGCUGCUUGUGCAGCUUGUCGAAUUGUACUCCUUAUAAUAAACAGUGUAUGGAUUUAAAACUUAUGAAUAGUCACUAGGUGCAUAUUAAGUAAUAUCCAAUCGGGAUUAAACUGUCAUUAAUAUCUAAUGAAUAUUCAAAGCUGAUGAAUAUUAAUUUCGAGGACUUGUAAUUGAAUAAAAUAAAGUUGACUCAAUCUUUUAUUCAUACGAAGGACCACCCUGUUAUGAUAGUAUUUGAGGGAUCAUUUCCAAUUGUCUUGUGUUUUCUUCUUUGAUCUAGGAGAAUAAUGCAGUCGACAAACACUUUUACACAGGGAAAAAUGCUUUAGAAUAUGUCAGAAAGCAUCAUGCUUCUUGAGAUGGACAUGUUGAGAAUUACUCACCAUAAAAAUAACCCUUGUAACAAACCAUAGAAAAUGUCGUGUAAUUUAUGACAUUCACUCAUCAUAAUAAGGGUAGUUCUUUGAAUGUACUUGAUGAAAACCAUAGUAUUAAUGCUUUAAUGGAUUAUGUCACUAUUGUACUUUUAUGUUUGGUGGUUCUUCAAAACUGUUGCCACUUGUAUCCAUCAUUGGUAAUUAUUAUGUUAUUACAUGAAAAUACUUAUAUAUUGCUCCCGGGUCAAUAUUGGAUUUAAGAAAGCAAACUUUUUUGGCCGUAUUUUAUCACUGUUUCUCUUCAUAUUUUGAACCAAAUUACUGUUCUGGUGAAAGAUAAAACA